UGAUUAGCGAAACUUAAGCGACUGAGGGUGUCAUGGUCUUGCCUUCGCUAAAGGGAUCCCCCUGCACCCACCGUAUUCACUACUGAACCCACGAUUUUCAAGCCAUUGGCAAAUUACUGUGUCUAUAAUAGUCUCUUUAAUUAUUACUAAAGGAACUCGUUCAGCAGAGAGAAGACCUGGGGAAAGGGGACUUGCAUAGUACACGUAUUCAAAUCCAAAAGAGAGUCGAUAUAUGUCCACGGUUCCGAAGGGCAAAGCCUGGCAGAGUCAACCUGAUAGAAAAACUCCAGUUUAUCAGAACUGCCCAUCAAUCCUACGGACAAAUCCAUGCCAGGGGAGCCUUCCUCCCCGGACACUCAACCCCUAGGUUACCACCCCCUCUGUGGAGCGCCCGAGCUCGCAUCCCCACUGCGACCUAAAGCCACCUCCCCGAGAGCCUCCCCUGCUAAAGCCCUGCCAGCACCUGCCCCACGGCUGCAGGAAGCUCACGGCCGUCUCCUGGCAACCGCAGACGCGGAGCCAGGGUCGCAGAGCCGGCUCCUAGCUCAGAGCUCAGCCGCUGCCUGGGUCCUCCUCUGCCAUGACCACCAAACAAACCAGAAAGAAAGAGGUGCAUCCUAUCAACUCGGCGCACGGAUCGGAUAAAUCUAAAGAUCAGUUCCCUUUUGGCAGUAAUGUGCAACCCAGUGAACAGAAGAAGGGGAAAUUUCCAAUCUGGCCAGAAUGGAGCGAGGCAGACAUAAAUGCUGAAAAGUGGGAUGCAGGCAAAGGUGCAAAAGAAAAGGACAAAACAGGGAAAAGCCCUGUACUUCAUUUUUUUGAAGACCCUGAAGGAAAGAUUGAAUUACCACCAUCAUUGAAAAUUUAUUCCUGGAAACGUCCACAGGAUUUUUUAAUUAAUCAGGCUCCAGUGGUUGUGAAAAACGAAAUCCUGUUUGACUUGUUUUCAGCAAAUGAGCAUUUACUCUGCAGUGAGCUGAUGAGAUGGAUUAUCAGCGAAAUCUACGCCAUGUGGAAGAUAUUCAAUGGGGGUGCUUUGAACAAUUAUUUUAAAGGGACUGCAGCGGAACCUCCUCUUCUGGUCUGGAAGCCCUGGGAACACAUUUACUCUCUGUGCAAGGCUGUGAAGGGUCACAUUCCCUUGUUCAAUAGCUAUGGAAAGUAUGUUGUGAAACUUUACUGGAUGGGUUGCUGGAGAAAGAUAACUAUUGAUGACUCUCUGCCUUUUGAUGAAGAAAACAAUCUGUUGCUUCCAGCUACAACCUAUGAAUUUGAACUUUGGCCAAUGCUUUUGUCUAAAGCUAUCAUUAAGCUGGCAAAUGUGGACAUCCAUGUAGCGGAGAGGAGAGAACUGGGAGAGUUCACAGUGAUUCACGCACUCACAGGAUGGUUACCAGAAGUCAUUUCUCUCCACCCAGGAUAUACGGACAAAGUUUGGGAGCUCUUGAGAGAAAUAUUGCCCGAGUUUAAGCUGUCAGAUGAGUCCAGCUCUGAAAGCAAAAUAACAGACAUAGAUGCCAAAUUAAAAGAACAAGGAAAAGACAUGAAGGAUGGGAAAGAAGUGAAAGAUGGCAAAGAAAUGAAAGAUGGCAAGGAAUUCAAACCUGAAGGUUCAGCAACAACACUAAAAUUACCUGAGAAAAGUGACAGAGUUUUAAAGGCUGAUGCAAAAGACCUUGGAAAGAAGAGGAGUAAAGAUGGAGAGAAGGAAAAAGAAAAGGAAAAAUUCAAAUGGUCUCUUCAUGGUUCAAGGCCCUCAUCAGACGUACAAUAUUCUCUACAGUCUCUGUCAGAUUGUAAGUUCUCAGCUGAUUCUGCUGAGAAGCUUAGGGAAUAUGGGCUUUCCCACACCUGUAGCCAUCCUGUGCUGGUGACAAGAACUAGGUCUUGCCCGCUUAUAGCACCACCAAAACUACCUCCUAUACCUCCGUGGAAACUCCUUCGUCAAAAAAAGGAAACUGUUAUAACAGAUGAAGCUCAAGAAUUAGUAGUAAAGAAGCCUGACCAGUUUCUUGAGAUUUCAAGUCCAUUUUUGAAUUAUAGAAUGACUCCAUUUACAAUCCCAACAGAAACUCAUUUUGUACGAACUUUGAUUAAGAAAGGGGUGCUUCCAGGAUCUGGUUUAUCUUCCCUUACUGAAAAUGAUGAAACUACAACCUUUAGCCAGACAGACUUAAGUCAAUUGACAAGAAAUAUGUCUCAGGGUAAUGCUGCUUCACAAGCUAUACUCAGAAAAGAUGAACUACCAGACUAUGGAUUGAAUGAUGCAGCCCAUCCAGCUGAAGGAAUCAAUCUGGAAAGAGAUUUGGUCAGCCAGACAACAGCAACACAGGAAAAAUCAAAGGAGGAACUUGCAACAGUAAAUAAUGGUGUUUCUAAAGAAAUAUGGUUAGAUUUUGAAGACUUCUGUGUAUGCUUUCAGAAUAUAUAUAUUUUCCACAAGCCAAGUUCAUAUUGCCUUAACUUUCAAAAAUCAGAAUUCAAGUUCUCAGAUGAACGUGUGUCCUACUAUCUAUUUGUGGACAGUCUAAAGCCCAUUGAACUACUGAUUUGCUUUUCUGCAUUGGUACGCUGGGGAGAAUCUGGAGCUUUAACAAAGAACAGCCCUCCCAUACAGCCUGGACUACUUACAGUUGAGAGAGUUUCUUGGAAAUCUCUGAGGCCACAUGAUCUUGUUGUGACAAUUCACACGUAUGCUACCAAGGCUACAGUGGUUCGCCUGCCUGUUGGGAGACACAUGCUGCUCUUCACCGCAUACUCCCCCGUGGGGCACUCCAUACACAUCUGCGGCAUGGUGACCUUUGUCGUCGGGGAUGAAGAUGUCGUGCUACCCAACUUUGAACUGGAGAGCUACCGAUUUACACAGCGGGCUUUAACAAUUUUGAAAGCUGUUGGACAUGGCAUCGCUAAUUUCGAAGAUAAGGCUAAACUUUCUGCAGCCCUGAAGGAUCUACAAACAGCUCACUACCCUAUUCCCCUCCAGGAUAAAAAACUAACUGCACAGCACUUCCGGGUUUUUCGUAUUUCUUUAUGGCAUUUAAUGAAAAAAGCUCAAAUAGCAAAACCUCUUCCCAACCUCAAAUUUGCAUUCCGUGCUAUGGUUUUGGACUUGGACUUACUUGAUUCUUCUUUGGAAGAGGCUUCUUUAGCGGAAUGGGUAGAUGUUAAAUAUAAUGUGUCAAUAAGUGACAAAGAGUAUUCUCCUGAGGAAGUAGCAGCAGCAAUUAAAAUUCAAGCCAUGUGGAGAGGGACGUACGUCAGAUUACUUAUGAAAGCUAGAACACCAGGCACAAAGGAAAAUACCAGUGUUGCAGAUACUCUUCAGAAAGUUUGGGCUGUGCUGGAACAGAAUAUAGAACAGUAUGCGAUUUCUCUCUUAAGACUAAUGUUUAAAAGUAAGUGCAAGUCUAUGGAAUCUUAUCCAUGCUAUCAAGAUGAAGAAACUAAGAUUGCUUUUGCUGACUACACUGUGACUUAUGCAGACCAGCCACCAAAUACUUGGUUUAUAGUAUUCAGAGAAACAUUUUUGGUUCCUCAAGAUAUGACUUUGGUUCCCAAAGUAUAUACUACACUUCCAGUCUGUAUGCUCCACGUUGUUAAUAAUGACACAAUGGAAGAAGUGCCAAAGGUAUUCCAAAAAGUGGUGCCUUAUCUUUAUACUAAGAAUAAGAAAGGAUAUACAUUCGUGGCUGAAGCAUAUACUGGUGAUGUGUAUGUAACAUCCUCACGAUGGAAAAUGCGCCUCAUUGGUUCUUAUCAUCCACUCCCAUGUCUGUCUCGAGAUACUCCAUGUAAUACCUUUGCCAUAAAGGAAAUCAGAGAUUACUACAUACCCAAUGAUAAGAAAAUUGUAUUCAGGUAUUCAGUUAAAGUUGCAUUACCACAUCCUGUUACAAUACAGGUACGCACGUCCAAACCAGAUGCAUUCAUCAAGCUACAGAUCCUAGAAAAUGAAGAAGUUAUCGUGAGCUCCACUGGGAAGGGCCAAGUUAUCAUUCCAGCAAUUAACCUCUUGGGGAAUGAGAAAGCCUUGAGCACCCAGUCUAGCAAGCAAAUUCUUUCAACUCAUGCUUCAUUCAAGAAAGAGCAAGAAUUUUACGUUAAGAAGAAAUCUGCCCCAGGAGGUCAUAAAUCCUAUAAAAGACCUGGAAGUGCAAUAGUAGACACUGGUCAGCCUAUUUUGGAUGAGGAAACUAUCUCUGUACCCACUAUAGAAGAAAAUGCUAGCACACCACAGCAGGUAUACAAGUAUAUUAUACAGUGUUUGGUGUUGUAUAACAGUUGGCCUCUCACUGAAAGUCAACAGAUGUUUGUUCAAGCACUAAAAGACUUAGAGAAAAAUGAUAACAAAGCACAUGGAGAGAAACAUGAGGAAUUAAUUACCUUUGGAAGUCCAGAUUCCCACACUAUUAGUGAGGGACAAAAAUCUUUAGGAACUUCCAAAACAACAAGGAAAGGCAAAGAAAAGUCUUCUGAGAAAGAAAAGAUAGCCAAAGAAAAACAAGUGCCUCGCUUUGAGCCUCAGAUAUCCACUGCUCACCCUCAACAAGAAGACCCAAAUAAACCCUACUGGAUUUUGAGGUUGGUCACUGAAUACAAUGAAGCAGACUUUUUUGAAGUGAAAAAAGAUACAGAACGAGCAGAUGAAAUCCGAGCCAUGAAGCAGGCCUGGGAGAUGACUGAACCAGGAAGAUCGAUCAAGGCUGCCCAGGCGCGUCUCCAUUAUCUCAGCCGGUUCAUUAAGAAAACACCUGAUGCUGAGUGUGUGCCUAUGUCUGAAAGCCAAACCAAAGAAGGGGAAGAAGUAGAAACAUCUUCAAGUGCCAUAAAAGAGUCAGAUACAAAGAGUUCCAUGAGUUUAGAUAACAGAGAGACUAUACUAACAGGGAGUAUGCUGUGGAAGAAGUGGCAGACAAACAAGGGCUUCAAGGAUCUGGCAAAAUCAACAAGUAGUGAAAGUGAAGGAUCAUCCCCCACAGGGAAGGAAGAGCAUGAGCAGAGCAUGCAGAAGGAAAAUAUCAGGCCUCGUUCACGAUCCCCAACAAUUUUGGAAAUGUCUCCCCAACUUAUUCGAAAAAAACUAGAAUGUGUAGACUUAAGUCAAUAUGUACGAAAAACAAAUACUGAUCCUCUGCUGCAAACGGAUGAGCUGAAUCAGCAGCAGGCAAUGCAAAAGGCAGAGGAGGUCCAUCAGUUUCGACAGUAUAGGACCAGACUCCUGAGCAUUCGUGAUAUUGAGCAAGAAGAAAGGCUUAAAGUAAAGGAGCAAGUUCUGGAGAUGUACGGGGAGAUUCAGGACUCCUUAGAUGAAGCCCGGCAGAAGAUCUUCAGUAUCCGGGAACAGUACAGAAACAAGUUACUGGAAGCUGAGCGCCAAAGAUUGGAGUCUCAGGCUGCGGAGGAAGCCGCGAUCCGGCUAGAGCCAGAAAAGAAGGUCCCGGCUCCAGACACACAAAAAAAACAGAAAGGAAAGAAAAAGUGACCAGGACAUGCCCAAUACUCCCUUUCCUCCAAAGAGGGAAAACCUACUUUUAAUUAUCUAUAACUUUGCCUUUUGAUGAGAAUAAGGUAUUAAUUAGGCCAAUUGAAAAUAGACGUUUUCCCACCUUAGAAGUAGUUUCUGUGUUUUGAUGUUAACUUAUUGGUUGUUCCCAGAGAGCUAUGAUUUGAGUAUAAAAUUUCAAUAAAAAUAGUCUCAAAAUAUUUGGAAUGUAAUAAAAUGUAUGUGUCUCACUCUGAAUUGCUUCAUUUUUAGUUAGUGCCAGA
Messenger RNA from Delphinapterus leucas (beluga whale), 5766 nucleotides. NCBI's taxonomy places the organism in Eukaryota, Metazoa, Chordata, Mammalia, Artiodactyla, Monodontidae. The record is from RefSeq and is a predicted model, not a curated record.